Molecule: messenger RNA, 2795 nt
Organism: Protopterus annectens (West African lungfish)
Lineage: Eukaryota; Metazoa; Chordata; Ceratodontiformes; Protopteridae
Gene: OLAH
Product: oleoyl-ACP hydrolase
Exons: 8
Coding region: 133-897 (254 amino acids)
Biological process (GO): lipid biosynthetic process
Source: RefSeq, a predicted model, not a curated record
UUUUCUGACGUUUUUGGUCGGGUAGAGCGACGAAAGCGGAACUGUGCAAACUGAAUGAGUUCAUAACAAGAUUUUCGUGUACAGCUUGUGCAUAACAGUGGCUGAGGACUUUAUCAUUAUGAGAAAGUGACUAUGGAAAAACUUGUCAAUUGCCUGUACAGAAAACCUGAAGCCGUUUCCAGGUUGAUUUGUUUUCCAUGGGCUGGUGGUGGAUCCAUCCAUUAUGCCCAGUGGGGUAAAUUCUUCAACAGUUCUGUGGAAGUCUACUCCCUGCGACUUGCAGGAAGAGAAUCUCGUGCAAGAGAGCCUUUUGCUAAUGACAUGAAACAAAUAGUUAAUGAGAUCAUUGACGCAUUACUGCCAGUCCUUCAGGAGAAACCUUUUGCAUUUUUUGGCCAUAGCUUUGGAGCACUAAUGAGUUUUUCCACUGCUGAGCACUUAAAAAGAGAUCAUGGAUUACAACCUCUGCACCUUUUUGUGUCAGGAGCUUCAGCACCUCAUUCCAAGGCCCGUUAUCCCAUACAGAAAAGAAGUGAGCUGUCAGAUGAUGAGUUUCUUACGUGGAUGACAUCUGUUGGGGGCACUCCUCCUGAGAUUCUUAAAGACAAGAGUAUCCUGCAGUUGUUCCUUCCAGUCUUAAAAGCAGAUCUUAAAGUUGUGGAAAGCUUCAGCUACGAGAAGCCACCAGUGGAGACUCUUUGCUGCCCAGUUACUGCCUUUGAUGGUGUAGGUGAUGUUCCACAUGAUUUAGAAGCAUGGAAGGUCCUGACAAGUGGUGAUUUCACUAUUCAUAAACUCCCUGGAGGUCAUUUCUAUUUAAAGGAUCCUAGCAAUGAAGCCUUUAUAGUCGAUUACAUUAUGAAAAAUUUAGAAAAUGUAGGAAUGGACUACUUUUAAAGCUUCAUUAAUUUUCGAACGAGGAAGAACAGACAAUGUCAGCAAGUUCAUCUUCAUAAGACGAAGAGGGGAGAAUCUCAUUGAGCUCAACAUUGUCAAACUGCUGAGUAGACUGAGUAUGAACUGUUUUAAUUACCUGAUGGGUCUAAAGCUUGUAGUGUAAUUCAGUAUAAUUCAUAGUUGAAUUCUAAUGCCUUGACAAAUCCUAGCAAGUGCAACACACACUAAACAAAUGGCUGAGUUCUAAAUAGUAGUACUUUACAUCUAUUUCACCAUUUCAGUAAUUUUUUUACAGGGAAGCUAAUUAAUAUCUUUUCACUAGUUCAUCUUUUGGCUGUAAACUUGAAUACUUUUAUUUGGCAUUUUAUAAAGAGCUAUUCAGUGUUGCACAUUUCCCAGUGUUCCUUGUUGUGGAAUGAACGUAGGUCUUUUAGUCAAUUGUUCAAGGUUAAGACGGAGUAAAGGGGGAGAAAGUAAGGUUGUACAGAUCUUUUGCUUCUUCAGCCUUGGAUCUGUGAUCAUCAAUUUUUCAUCUGACUUGUAUUACAAGAGAUUGCCUACAUACUUGUGUACAUUCAAGGGAACUGCAGUUCUGUAUAAAUGGUGACAAUCGCCUAGAACCAAUGUCACAAAAAUGUCACAAGGUAUCCUUAUGAUGGCAGAUAAAAGGGAGUCCUUUUUUAUGAUGGACCUGAUGUGCCUAAUAACUAGACUUUGGCUGCAGUAACAUACAAGGAUGAGACAAAUACCACUUUUCCUACUGGUGGCAAUCUUUAGAUAGUUACUGUUGGAAUUUAAGAAGGUGAAAACAGUUCUAGACCAGGUUUUCUCAAAAGGAGAUGGAGAUUUUUCAUCUCUGAAAAUAAACCAUUUGGUACUAAGAGACUGGCAUUUAUCUUCAGCUUAACCGUAUAGGUUCAUAGGUAGAUACUAGAAUAACACCCAGCAAGGCCUUUAUAAGCCUAGCCAUGCAAACCAACCCAAUUGUCUUCCUAUGUAUCAUGGGUGUUUAUUAGAAGGAGAGGUUAUGUGGGGGUAUGUCAGUUUGGGAAUUACUGUCUCCCUCUAUCAGAGGCAUGGUGGACCAGACCUGAGGUGAAUGUUCAAUUUCCCAUCCAGUGGUCAAGGUUACAGUUAAAUAGGUGUAGGGAUGGACUCUGCUUCACAUGGGUGGGGAGCCAAUUCCAUAGCAUGGGGAUCCUCUUAGGCACACAUCUGUCUCACCAGCCUGCCUUAUUUAUGUCACAAGCAAAUUUCAAAUCCUUGGAUCUUGUGGUUCUGAAGCGGUUUGUUUUCCAGAUGUGCAAAAGGUCCAUCAGAGCUGGAUCUGGGGAUGUCUUGUAUGCCAGGCAUUAAGGAGAUCCAUAGAGGACAAUGUGUUUAUACCUUGGAUUCUCUUGGUAAGGAACCUCUGUGUGCAUUCCAGAUGUUGCAUCAAGCUCAUAUGCCAAGUAGAUUAGAAAGGAGAAUUGUGGAUUUCAAGGUGACAAAGUGGAAAAGUACAGUAGUGUCUUGGAAGUUCUCCAACAAAUAGACAAUAACACUGUGUGGAAGAAUAAUGAAACUAUAAAAACAAUCUCAUUGUGCCAACCAAGGAACUAAAUUGGAGUACAAGAAAUAUUGUUAAAUUAAGAUGGUAGCAACCCCUAUCCCUUCCAAAUUAAAUGGUACACUGAGUUUUACUUGUGUGCUAAAGGGAGGAGAUUAGAAAGUUGUAACUUAUAAGUGGCUGUGGUUGUCAUAUGUUAUAGUAUGAAAUGUUGAAUUGAUUAGGUACAUUGUCUGAAGAAGUUUUUUUGUAAGAUGAAAGUGCUAGUUGUGUUAUUGUGUUCUUUAAUUGUGACAUUUGAAUUGUUUUAUUUGUUUUUGCUUCUUGAAUUAAAAGUUUUGUUUUAACA